CUGUCAACUGUCACUUUUCGUCAUCAACGAUUUGUCACUACUUUAUCAGGUUGAUUGUGUAUCUCAUUUUGACUUUUGAGCUAAAAAUAUAUGGAAAAACCCUUGCUUUGUCGAAAGUAAUAUAUAUAAAAGAUUCAGAAAAUAUAGUAGAAACCUAAACAAUGUCUAAGUUCGAGGAUAAUCCGUUUGGGGAUCCUACCAUAGACAACCCAUUUGCCGAUCCAGCCGUCCAGCAAGUUGCGAGAAGUACGAACAAUGCCACACAAGGUCUCGACGAUUACAAUCCCUUCGACGGGCAGCCUAGUCCAAAUCAACCCACGACCCAACAACCUCCACAGCCAGCAAUCAUGCAGGCUGUGUCGCCGCCCACAAACACACAUUUUGCUGGAGGCAGGACCCAGCCGCCUCAACAGCAGCCGCAAGGGCCACCCAACAAUAACCUCACUGCAGACCUUUUGAGGCGGCAAGAAGAAUUAGAACGUAAAGCGGAGGAGCUAGCCCGGCGCGAGGCAGAGCUCCGGGCCGGGUCCGCCGGCAGACGGAACAACUGGCCGCCGUUACCCGGCUUCUGUCCCGUACAACCGUGCUUCUACCAGGAUAUAAAUGUGGACAUACCGCUCGAGUUCCAGAGGAUCGUGCGGCACCUGUACCACCUGUGGAUGUUCCACGCGCUGAUCCUCGCCCUGAACAUCGUAGGCGCGAUGAGCCUCAUGUUUGCCGGCGAAGGGUUCACCGUUUUCGGCCUCGCCAUACUCUACUUCGUGCUGCUGACUCCCUUCAGCUUCGUCUGCUGGUACCGGCCCAUCUACAAGGCGUUCAGGAGUGACUCCUCCUUCAACUUUAUGGUGUAUUUCUUCAUAUUCCUGUUCCAAAUCAUCAUUGCUGUGGUGCAGAGUGUUGGGUUCAAUGGGAGUGGUUAUUGCGGUCUUAUCACCAGCAUCGCCAUAUUCCAGACGAACAUCGGGGUCGGUAUCAUCACCAUUCUGAUCACCAUCGGGUUCAUCACCAGCGCCGUGGCCGAUGUCAUGCUCAUGGCUAAGGUGCACCGCAUAUACCGAUCGACGGGAGCGUCGCUCGCCAAAGCUCAGACGGAGUUCACAACGGAGAUCCUCCGCAACCCGCACGUGCAGACCGCCGCGUCCAGCGCGGCCGCCGCCGCCGUCAACGCGCAGAUCGCGCAGGCCAACCGCUACUAGCCGAUGUGAAACAUACGGACCGCUCCAAACGUGCAUUUAGAAGUUACGCAACGUACACUGCAAAUGAGCUAGUGGUAAUUCGCUUUUUCUCUUUGCUCACGAGACGUGUAAACAUGAAUGAUCAUGUUUAUAUAUUUCGUGGGCUUUUCCGUCGUAUUUAUUGGUGUAUGUUACGUCACCAUGCAGAGACAUGUUGGAAGAGCUAAAUGUUAA
Molecule: messenger RNA, 1409 nt
Organism: Cydia amplana
Lineage: Eukaryota; Metazoa; Arthropoda; Insecta; Lepidoptera; Tortricidae
Gene: Scamp
Product: secretory carrier-associated membrane protein 5
Exons: 9
Coding region: 162-1196 (344 amino acids)
Biological process (GO): protein transport
Cellular component (GO): trans-Golgi network membrane; recycling endosome membrane
Source: RefSeq, a predicted model, not a curated record